Messenger RNA from Magnolia sinica, 1130 nucleotides. RefSeq lists its product as uncharacterized. NCBI's taxonomy places the organism in Eukaryota, Viridiplantae, Streptophyta, Magnoliopsida, Magnoliales, Magnoliaceae. Bases 83 to 772 code for a protein of 229 amino acids. The record is from RefSeq and is a predicted model, not a curated record. The transcript is spliced from 4 exons.
UUCCACCUAAUAUUCACGGACCCGGAUUUCGCAAGAGCAGGAUCGGAAAACCAGAAAUUGCAAGGGCCCACCAGUCCAGAUCAUGCCAGGACCUGGGCCCCACAUGAUCUACGCCCUUGGAUCGGGUCUGGGCCUCAUGCACGCUUCCCGCGCACGUUUCAGCCCCCACCACUGCCUAUUCUACGCAGCCAACGCCUUCCUCGGCCCCGACCUCGGCUCUUUUGCCGAGUGGCUGUCCUCCACCCUCUCCAUAGGAGGUGGUUCCAUCCUGAUGCACGUCAUCCACGAUCCCUUUUACUAUAUCCUCGUCCUCGGCCUUCCCUUUUCUCUCUUCUACAGCUGGCUUUCCAAGCUCCUCCUCCACAAGGGUUUUCUUGAUACCUUGUCUGGGGUGCCGCUUACUAGAAGGCAAUGCUUACUAUUGGUGUCUGCAGGUUCAUUGUCACACUUUUUCUUAGACCACUUGUUUGAGGAAAAUGGCCAUUCUUCGAUGUAUACUUGGAUAUUGAGCACAGGUUGGUGGAAAAGCCGAGCCCCUAUUGACCCUGAUGCUGUUGUCGUGGUUGGAUUCUUAUGCAGUUGUUUGAUUGGGGGUUUCAUUUACAUUAACAGUUCUCAUUGUAUUGUACUGCAGACUGAAGCCUGCAAAAAAGCUCAUCACGGUGCAAACAAGCUGGUCCAUGUUACUGGUUCUGGUCAUAACAAGCUUAUACUGCCUGUGGUGCGUCAGUCAGAUAUACUGGAGAAAUCCAGCUCAUGCAGCAAUAGGUGAAGAGGCAGAUCUCGGAGUUCUCGUCUUUCUUGCUAUUUAUUUCUUUCUUCCCCACUGCUUGUGCAUCACAUCUAUGAACCCAAAAGACUACCUCGAUGCAACAGCGCAGCUACCGAUGUAAUGUUUCUUUCGCAAUGUAGGUAUUUGUUUUAUCUAUUUUUGCUUCAUGUUGGAAAAAAGUGUCACCAUGCUUAUAGGGAUAUCAUUUCUGACGAGGUGGGCCACACCACGUGGGCCACAAAGAUUUUCAGGUACCCACUUACUGGGUUGAUAUGAUUGUACAUUGUGAUUGUGAAUGUUGAAAUGUGAGAUCAAUGCUCAUAAAACAUGUCUGGAUUUGGCUUUUGAUUUUGUGCAA